AUGUCCUGGACGGAGGAACCGGUUGAGGCCGACACCUGCGCCCAUGACAGGCGUGCGCUACAACAGCUUGCUCUGAAUGUGCACGUUAAACUCUGACCUGACCUAACACUGAGUAUACGCCCAGACGUGUUCUUUGCACCAGGUAGUAGAUCCUAGUUUCGAUUUUGAUUCCAGGAAAACUGUUAGUUUUCGUAACGCUGCACGUUGUUUGUUGUCAGGAUGGCACAUCCUUCAGCUGAAGAAUAUGCACAGUUGAAAGCUAAAAAUGAGAACUUGGAGAAAAGUCUAGCAAAGACAACUGAGACAAUUAAGACGCUGAAGGCAAGAGAGAAAAAACUUGAAGAAGAUUUAAAUAAAACCCGAAAUGAAAAUAGACAAUUGGAGCAUAGUUUGGCACAACGGGAUUCGGACAUUAAUCUGUCACAGGCAGACAAUGAGGAACUGAAGAAACGGUUAACUGAAUGCGAGGAACACAUUAAGCUGUUGCAGUCGGAGCAAGAUUCAAGAUAAUAAGGUACUGAAGAAAUGUCUAGCUCAGCAAACUUGCAAGAUUGAAGACUUGACCACAGAAAAAGAUAAUCUUGUCCGAGAGUUAAACAUAGCUCAGCAACAGCUGACACAGGUGGGGAAGGAGAAUGAGGAAGCAAGGAAGUCUUUUGCUGAAGAAAAUGAAAAAGUUCAACAGUUGCAGAAAUCUGUCGAGGAUCUUAACAGUCGUUUAAGUACAGCACAGAAUGAUGUGGCACAGCUACAAAAGAAAAAUGAUAACUUGAUGGAUCAGCUGACGCAAACAAAAAGAGCACUACAGGAAACGGAAUCAGCUAAUGAAAAAUAUCAGAAUGACCUGGGAGAGAGAAAGAAAACCAUUGAUGCACUGAACCGUCAGAUCGCAGAUGCCAUGACGAAUUAUUUAAAGGAAAAGACUAUUAAAGAAGCAGCUGUGAGGAAUACAUUAUUACAUUUUAAAGAAAAACAAGAUUUACACAAAACCUUGGAAUCAAACUUAGCAGAGAUUGGAAAAAUUGAAGAAAAACUGAAAGAAGCUAAUCAACGGAUUAAAGAUGAGGAGUCGAAAGGCAAAGUCAUGAAGCAAGACAUUGUGAAGAAACAAAAAGAAAUUGAAAGUAUUAAAGAAAAACUGACUGAAGCUGAGAAACAAAUAAAAACACUGGAGUCAGAGUGUAAAAAGCUGAAGCUGAACAUUGAUGAAAAAGAUAAAGAAAUUAAAAGCAUCAAAGAGAAAGUGAGUGACGCUGAAAACAAAAUAAAAAGAUUCGAGUCGCACUGCAAAGACAUGAAGGAUGACAUUGCAAACAAAGAAAAAGACCUUGGACAGACAAGAGCCUAUCUGAAGGAGACGGAGACUGUGUCUGUUCAAGCGCAGGUUCGUGAAAACCAAACUAGGAUUAUCUUAGACCAGGUCAGCAGGGAACUCGCACACUUACAAAGUGUGCAAGCCAUGCAUGAUGCAGAGCUCAGUUCUGUGAGAGCCGAUUUUGAGUCUGAACUGUCAGAAAGGCAAUCAAGAAUUCAAGGACUGGAAUCCGAGUUAACCGUGGUAACAGGCCAGAAAGAUAACUUGUUAGCGGAGCUGGAUAAAGCAAUACAGGCUUUGUCAUUUAGUGCUAAGGCAGGCACAUCAUUUCAGGACAGAAUUGGACUUCUGUAUCAAAUCAAAGCAUUAAGGAAUGACUUGAAAGCUGUAGAAAAUGAAAAUCGUUAUCUCAAAAACGGAUCCCAGUUGUCACCAAGUCCUUAAAGGAUACUCCACAUUUAUCACCAAUGUCAUAAAAUAAAAAGGAUGUCUUUGUGUUGAACUCUUUGGAUAACAGUCGUCCUUCUGCUAAUGCUUAAUAAUACAUUGUUUUAUAAUAUAAUGUAGUAAACAAAACAACCUAGCAUGCUUUUAACUUGCCCCUUCGCUCACCAUACCUUAGCUCACCUCUAUCCACAUUGUGUUGUCUGCAUAUGAAGCUAUGGUCCUGCCCAAUGGUAAAGCAUUCACCUCAUGUGUGGUCAGUCUAGGAUCGAUCCCCGUCGGUGGGCCCAUUGAGCUAUUUUCUUAUUUCAGUCAGUACACCGUGACUGAUUUAUCAAAGGCUGUGGUAUGUGUUAUCCUGUCUGUGGGAUGGUGCAUAUAAAAAAUCCCUUGCUACUAAUGGGAAAAUGUGGCAGGUUUUCUCUCUUAAGACUAUAUAUCAAAAUGACCAAAUGUUUGACAUCCAAUAGUCAAUGAUUAAUAAAUCCAUGUGCUCUAGUGGUGUUGUCAAACAAAACAACUAACUUUUGCGGCAUAAUUAUCGUCUGUUCACAUUGUGGAAUAUGUCUUUUGAUAGGUUAUGAUCCAGGUGUAGGGGCGGGUGUAGCCCAGUGGUAAAGCACCCGCUCGAUGCGCAGUCGGUCUGGGAUAGAUCCCCGUCGGUGGGCCCAUUGGGCUAUUUCUCGUUCCAGCCAGAGCACCACGACUGGUAUAUCAAAGGCU
Gigantopelta aegis is the source of this 2482-nucleotide messenger RNA. Its product is annotated as golgin subfamily A member 6-like protein 22. The record is from RefSeq and is a predicted model, not a curated record. Bases 773 to 1759 code for a protein of 328 amino acids. The transcript is spliced from 11 exons. Lineage: Eukaryota; Metazoa; Mollusca; Gastropoda; Neomphalida; Peltospiridae.